AAAAAGCAAACGAAAAAGAAUAAACUUAAAAUGAGAAAUAAUAAGACAAAAUUAAUAAAAACGUAAUACAAGAAGAAUAAGAAUAUCAGAACCUAGAAAAAAUAAAAAAUAUAAUUUCAGAUGAUUAAAAUUUUGUUUCAUUUGAAGAUUUUGUAGAUGGUUUAUGUAGUUGGAAACCUUUAUUAGAAAAAUACACAAAAACCGAAAAAUUCAAAAACAUUUAUAAAUUUGUCAAAUAAUAAUAUUAAACAAAAACAUGUUAUCCUCCUAUAGAUGAAGUUUUUAAUGCAUUUAGAUAAACUCCAAUCAAUAAUUUAAAAGUUAUUAUAGUUGGAUAAGAUCCUUAUCACUAACCCGGAUAAGCAAUGGGUUUAUGUUUCUCUGUCAAAAAAGGUGUAAAGCCACCUCCUUCAUUAAUGAAUAUGUACAAAUCUUUAGAAAAUGAUAAAAAAUUAAAGUUUAAAAAACCAUAACAUGGAGAUUUAACAAAAUGGGCUAACUAAGUUGAAUAUAAUAAACCUGAAUCUCACAAAAAUUCAGGAUGGACUGAUUUUACUACUGAAGUUAUAAAAAUUAUUAAUACAGAAUGCUCUGAUAUUAUUUUUUUACUUUGGGGUAUGCCAGCAUAGAAAAAAGCUUCAUUUGUUGACAAAAAUAAACAUAAUGUACUUUUAACUAGUCAUCCUUCUCCUUUAAGUGCUAGUAGAGGAUUUUUAGAAGCAUAACAUUUUUCUAAAUGUAAUGAAAUUCUGUAAAAUUUAGUUAUAUUUAAAAAAUGA
Molecule: messenger RNA, 779 nt
Organism: Ichthyophthirius multifiliis
Lineage: Eukaryota; Ciliophora; Oligohymenophorea; Hymenostomatida
Product: uracil-DNA glycosylase, putative
Exons: 6
Biological process (GO): base-excision repair, AP site formation via deaminated base removal; base-excision repair
Cellular component (GO): nucleus; mitochondrion
Molecular function (GO): uracil DNA N-glycosylase activity
Source: RefSeq, a predicted model, not a curated record